AUAACGUGUCCAUCCCGCGAUUACAGGUAGAUUCUAUCGAUACAUAUAAUUUAAUACAUCGUCUCAAUAAUAUUGGUUAAUAAAAAAUGUGGAACGCUACUGCCGCGUGAUAUUCGUGUCUGCUUUACGAUCAUUUCAAUCCUUCCUCCGCUAGAAUUUCACGAUCGCGGUGUGGUGGAAUUUUCCUGCGGGAAGCCGAGCAAUUGAUCACAACAACAGUCAACUACCGCUCUUCGACCGAUCGCAUCCGAUCAUUGACAAUAGUCCACCGUACUUGAUCUGCUGAGUGAAUUUUUAUUAAAAAACGAUGUCUUAAGAAAGAUCGAUAAAUUGAAACAAGUAGGAAGAUAAUUUUAUCACGAUUUGAUCUGAGGCGCGUGCGGCUAUCGUCUUGUCGGUACGUCAUAGAUGUGGAUUUCCACGUAUGCACAGAUUUCAAGAGAUGUUUUGGCGUGUGAUAAUUGUGGUCAUCGCCAUCCAAAAUGCACAUCCCAACGUAGAAGCCCAACCGAAAUGUUUGUCGUCCGACGGAUAUUACUCCGGCGAAUGUCACAUGGGCACAAAAACCCCGUACAGACAAAUCGGCAAUUCGGACGACUCGCAACUGAAUUAUUCAGGAUGUACCCAAAAAAAAAUUUGGAUGAUGCUACGUCACGGGACGAGAUUCCCUGGAAAAGAUAUGACCAUCAGAUGGAUAGAAAGACUUCCAAAGUUACAGGAGAAAAUAUUGCAAAAUUACUACAUGAAGAAAUCGAGCAUUUCGGCAGAAGCAGCCGAGGAGUUCGUCAAAUGGAGUCAAACUCUGUCCAUCAAAGAUAAUUCAAAACUACAUGCAGAAGGCGAAAGAGAAAUGUUCGAUCUUGCCAAAAGGUGUCAAGCCCGAUUCACUACUCUUUUAUCAGGAAAAUUCAAUAACGAAUCUUACAAGAUCAAAUACACGCCGACGCGACCGACAGAAAAAAGUGCGAAAUAUUUUGCACUUGGUCUUUUUGGCUCGGAAGAGGCCCAAAAAGUUUGGUAUCAUCCACUGGACAAGAAGGACAUAGUACUCAGGUCGUACAAACGAUGCAAUCGCUGGCAAAAUGAAGUGAAACACAAUCCUGCUGCGUACGAAGAGUACAAUUCAUUUCUGAAUAGUAUCAUUGUCGAGGAAAUGUUGGACGACUUAUCAGAGAGACUCGGAUUAUCGAUCGACUACGAUGCCGCCAAUCUCAUGUAUCAAGCUUGUGCCUUAGAGACCGCGUGGGAUAAAAAUUACAACUCACCGUGGUGCAAGGUUUUCUCGCUCGACAAUUUAAAGGUUCUGGAAUACGCGGAGGAUUUGGAAUAUUAUUGGAUCGAUAGCUAUGGAUUCAAUCUCACGUACCAACAAAGUUGCCCAGCUCUUCGUGACGUGUUUGAAUUUUUUCAAGCCGACGAAGACAGGAUAGCUACACUUUAUUUCACACAUUCCGGAAGCCUCUUGAAGCUGCUAGCUCUCCUCGGUCUGGCCAAUGAAACAAAGCCAUUGACGAAUGACUCCUUCGAAGAGCAUCGGGACAAUAGGGUAUGGAGGACCAGCGCUAUCGAUGCGUUUGCUUCGAAUCUGGGAUUCGUUUUGUACGAUUGCGAGAAAACUGGUCCCAGCAUUUUGGCCUUUCAUCAAGAACGAGUGGCACAAAUUCCCGGAUGUCCUGCGGACGCGCCAUGUCCAAUUGCCGUUUUCGAGUCGAUAUAUUCGGAAAGUAUCAACCACUGUCACUUUGAUGAGAUAUGCGGUAACAACGUCGAAGACAAUCGAAAUGGAAAUACACCCUCGAGCCACGUUAAUUUUGUUCUCACAUUCCUAAUGGUCCUUUUCGCUACUUCGCGUCAUCCUCUUUUCACCUAAAAAGUCCGAUUCGAAUGAUUCGGGGUAAUUUACUCAUUAGGCAUUUCCUUUCGUAAGAUAUAUCUGGUUUUGAUCACUACUUGUGUAUUCUCUACAUUUUUAUUAGUAAAAAUUCCACAUUUUCGUGUAUAAA
Messenger RNA from Athalia rosae (coleseed sawfly), 2003 nucleotides. RefSeq names its product multiple inositol polyphosphate phosphatase 1-like. The record is from RefSeq and is a predicted model, not a curated record. NCBI's taxonomy places the organism in Eukaryota, Metazoa, Arthropoda, Insecta, Hymenoptera, Athaliidae. Gene Ontology annotation, molecular function: acid phosphatase activity; inositol phosphate phosphatase activity. Bases 425 to 1870 code for a protein of 481 amino acids. The transcript has 10 exons.